This is a messenger RNA of Morchella importuna, 294 nucleotides long. RefSeq lists its product as uncharacterized. The transcript has 4 exons. The coding region runs from base 1 to 294 and encodes 97 amino acids. NCBI's taxonomy places the organism in Eukaryota, Fungi, Ascomycota, Pezizomycetes, Pezizales, Morchellaceae. The record is from RefSeq and is a predicted model, not a curated record.
AUGGGUGGCGGCGGCAAGAAGCCCUUGUUUGUCAAGAAAGUUUUGGAGCAUGCCGGGAAAAUACUAGGAAUCAAUAUGGGGCUUUUUUCCUCUUCCCUGCAUGAAAAACUUUUCUUGACAACGACGCGGGGACCUCAAUUUUCUUGUCAAAUAUCAAAGACCAAGGGGUGUGUUUUCAUUCCCGAUUAUCUCCGAGUAGCCGCACAUCACUCAUACCCAUACCGGUCACGGUGCUCUACUAGGUACAUACACGAGUGCCGAACUGCUCAGAGUUGGUCAGGAGGUCAAUUCUAG